UUGUCUAACCUACAAAUGUUGUUAUGUCAGAUAUCUGUCAAAAAUAACUGAUAUGGAUUUACAAGAGAAUUUUUAACGCGUAUUCUGAAAUGAUUUCGUAUUGAGAGGUUUAAAAAACGAUUUGAUAUGGGACGAAAUCCGCCCUCGUUAAAAUUACGACAACAAAAUGGUAAUCAUUCCAAGAAAGAAUCGAAAAAAGAGACUCAAAAAAGAGCUCAACAACAACAAAAAAGACCAGAACCAGAAAUUAAUAAUUUGUUAUACCCAAGUGGUGAUACAGCGUUUAAAGCAAUUUUAUUAACUAGAUUUUGUGCUGCAAUUUGGUCGCAUAUCACGGAUUGCGAUGAAACGUAUAAUUAUUGGGAACCUAUGCAUUAUUUAAUAUUCGAUAAAGGUUUGCAAACGUGGGAGUAUAGCCCUGAGUUUGCUUUAAGGUCGUAUACAUACCUUUUAAUUCAUGGAGUACCAGGAAUAAUUUAUCAGCGUCUUUUAAGACCUAAUCCUUUAUUAAUUUUUUAUUUUAUCAGAUGUUUAUUGGUUUUAUUAUGUUCUUUUGUAGAGGUGUUCUUUUACAAAGCCGUUUGUCGUGAAUUUGGAGUCCACAUUGGAAGAAUGUGUUUGGUGUUUCAAUUAUUUUCGGCAGGGAUGUUUAUCUCCUGUUCGGCGUUGUUACCAUCAUCUUGGGCAAUGUAUAUGUGUUUUGUUAUGUGUGGUGCUUGGUGGAUGCAAAAAUAUGAAUUAGCAAUUUUUGCAACAGCACUAGGUGCUCUGUUAGGUAAUAAUGGCUGGCCAUUUGCUGCAGUUUUAGGAGUCCCUUUAGCUGUAGAUAUGUUAAUCAUGAAAAAAAUGUACAAAACCUUUCUACAAUGGUCGAUAAUUUCAGCGGGAGUUAUUUUAGUUCCAAUGGUAAUAACAGACAGUCUGUUAUAUGGCAAAUUAGUAAUUGCCCCUUUAAAUAUUCUUAUAUACAACGUUUUUGGUGGAGCUGGACCAAAUUUAUACGGAGUUGAACCGUUAUCUUAUUAUUUAAUAAAUGGUUUCUUAAAUUUUAAUUUAAUUUGGAUUUUUGCAUUAAUUUCCCCAUUAGCCCUGAUUUUAUCGUAUAUUCUCGUUCCAUCAAAACAAAAAAGUACCUUAACUUUACCCCAUUAUUUUUCACUUUCCCCUUUAUUCUUAUGGUUGUUUAUCUUCUUUUUACAACCUCAUAAAGAAGAACGAUUUUUGUUCCCGAUUUAUCCCUUAAUUUGUUUAUCUGGAGCAAUAACUGUGGAUAUAAUACAAAAAUUGUAUUUUCGCGUUUUAAAUUUUAUCAAAACGGUGUCUUAUGGUACUCAUUAUUUGGAUUGUACGGUUUUUAUUAUGGUUGGAAGUUUUAUUAUCACUUCUUUAUUAGGUUUAUCUCGAAUUUAUUCUCUUUACUCAAAUUACCAUGCAUCAAUGGAUAUAAUGAUGGAAUUAAAUCGUUAUUCCGUUGAAGGAAAAAUUUCUGAAAAUGCAAUAAUUAAUGUGUGUUUAGGAAAAGAUUGGCAUCGUUAUCCAAAUUCGUUUUUCUUACCUAAUAAUAAUUGGAACGUUCGAUUCAUCAAAUCAGAAUUUACCGGCAUUUUGCCGUUUCCUUACGCAGAGUCAGAUAAUGGUACAAAAAUCGUCCAUAAACACUUCAACGACCAAAACCGUGAAGAACCAAGUGUGUAUUUUGAUCUAAACAAGUGCCACUUUUUGAUCGAUUUGGACUUGGAAAAGGACACUUUAUUGGAGCCGAAUUAUUCGAUGAAGAAAGAUCAUUGGAAGGUGCUGAAAGUUUUUAAGUUUUUGGACGCGGAAAAAUCACAUCGACUUUUCCGGGCGUUUUACAUUCCUUAUUUUAGUGAGAAAAACGUGAAGUAUGGAAGUUUUUUGUUGAUGCAAAACGUUAAAAUUGGAAAAUUAAAAUAAGCUCAAACACUUUGUUUAUUAAGUUCCUUUUUUUUUAAAAGUUUUAUAUGAGAAUUUGUAAAUAAAUAAAUACCAAAUGAAAAUGUUA
This is a messenger RNA of Onthophagus taurus, 2023 nucleotides long. The record is from RefSeq and is a predicted model, not a curated record. NCBI's taxonomy places the organism in Eukaryota, Metazoa, Arthropoda, Insecta, Coleoptera, Scarabaeidae.